This is a messenger RNA of Esox lucius (northern pike), 3334 nucleotides long. RefSeq names its product protein-glucosylgalactosylhydroxylysine glucosidase (gene pgghg). NCBI's taxonomy places the organism in Eukaryota, Metazoa, Chordata, Actinopteri, Esociformes, Esocidae. Bases 738 to 2852 code for a protein of 704 amino acids. Gene Ontology annotation, biological process: carbohydrate metabolic process. The transcript is spliced from 15 exons. The record is from RefSeq and is a predicted model, not a curated record. Gene Ontology annotation, molecular function: catalytic activity.
AAUAUAAUAAUUGUAUUUGUUUGAGGUUUGUUUUAUUUAGUGCUUUUAAAAGUGCUGUGUCAAUUAUUGUCCAUUCCAACCACACAUAUCCACCCAUAUUUUCCACCAAAAGUAUAAAUCCAAUCCGAGGACAACGGGUUCCUGACCAGGCUAGUCAGAUUUCCAACCUGGGUACUUCCUCCCACUACAUAUACCCGACAAAAACAAACGCUUCUAGAAGUCCAGAGUUCUAGCGGAUAUUCACCUUUUAUUUUAUUUUAAACAGAAUUUUAGCGGAUCGGAAGAUCAAGACUUCGUUUGCCAUUUGUUGUAUUAUCAGUUCCAUGAUCAGUUCCAGAUAUUCCACGUGAGAUACUUUACCUUUUUACUGAUUUUUUCGAGCAUUCCUUUCUUCCCUCGAAAUUUCGAAUGGAAACAGCCACUUUCAUGUGAGAGUGCGACAGUUCCCCCACCAGAAAUAUCAAAGUAUCGACGAAAAUUCCUGCGGUGUGCAGUUAAUAGAGAGACAGCAAGGUUCCUCAGUAAUAGAGUGACACGGAGAGUUGAUUUAAGAAACUUUUGCUCACACGCAAUAAUCGAACGCCAUGAACUUUUUGACGUUAUCUUCUCAUCAUUCCUUACCGUGUACUUCCCGAGAUCAUGAGAUUAAUUCUAUAUGUCACGCUGCUCUCUGGUUUAUGGUAUCAUUCAUUUAACAUUUUAUCAUCCUAAGUGGAAGAGGACACAACCUCCCUACAAUGACCAAUGAGACCCCUACUGACCCAUACAUCUUCACUACCGACCUACUGCCCCUUGACCCUCGCUUCCUACCUCCGCUGGCCAAUGGGCUGCUGGGCUGGAGAGUUUACUGCGACAUCAUGCAUAUGGGCGGACUCUAUAAUGGCGAGGGCGGGGAAUGUCACCGUGCCAACCUUCCUUCUCCUCUGGCUGUGAGGAUGGAGAUAGAGGAGGAUGAGACGGCAGGACCUGUACAGCACUCAUACAGCCUAGAUACCCACACAGGUAUCUUUACCCACUCUUUGCGGACAGCUAAUGUUAUGGCCUCCCAGUUGCUCUACGCUCAUCGUCACCAUCCCAACCUCCUGGUCAUGGAAGUCCUGCUGGUUCGUCAGGGCACCUCCCAGGAGCCAAUCAGGGUGAAGCUGGACAGCAGGUUCAAGCCCCGAAGCGAUGACGUCGUGUUCCAGUCUGAACCACAAUACAAAGGUGGCAGUUACAUCCAUGGUCAGACCAUCACACCAGAGGUCCCAGGGGAUGUCUGCCCCGCCGUUCAUCUCAUCUGGACACCCAUCCCCACCGCACUCUCUCUGCUGGCCGACCAGACGCAGUCCCGCUGGGGCUUUGUGGUGACUGUGGCUGGCGAUAAGGAGAGUGCACAGGCCCACUACGACACUGGUUUGGAGCUUAUGGCCAAUGGGAACCUUCGUCCCACCCACCUCCGGGCAUGGGAGGAGCUGUGGGCAGGCAGCAAGCUGGAGCUGAUUGGUCCAGAAGAAUUCAGCAGGGCUCUGAUUGGUUGCAUGUUCUACCUGCUCAGUGCUUUCCCGUCAUUGCACGAGGUGCCUGGUCACUUCGGUGGGGUCAGUCCUGGAGGGCUGUCCAAUGGGGGUUCAGGCCAGGACUACUGGGGCCAUGUGUUCUGGGACCAGGACAUUUGGAUGUAUCCAAGCAUUGGGCUCUUCUAUCCCCAGCUAGCCCGGACUGUACUAGAAUACAGGGUGCGAACACUCAACGGGGCUAAACACAAUGCUGAGAAGCAGGGCUACAAGGGACUGAAGUUCCCUUGGGAGAGUGCCGUGUCCGGGAGAGAGGUGUGUCCUGAAGACAUCUACGGACAGCAGGAGAUCCACAUCAAUGGAGACGUCACUCUGGCAUUCCAGCACUACCUCUAUCUGACACAGGACCUGUCGAUGUUUACAGAGGGUCGUGGCAGUGAAGUAAUUUGGGGUGUUGCUGAUUAUUGGGUUUCUCGAGUAACCUGGAGCCCUGAAGAACAGAGCUACCUCAUCUUAGGAGUGAUGCCACCUGAUGAGUAUUACCACAAUGUCAACAACUCUGUGUACACAAACACUGUCGCCAAAAUCAGUCUUGCCUUUGCUGUGGAGUUGGCUUCCCUGCUGAACUAUCCUGCUCCCAAAGAGUGGAAGCAAAUCGCAGACAAGAUCAAAAUCCCCUUUGACCAGGAGCACAAUUAUCAUCCUGAAUAUGAUGGGUACAAAAAAGGCCAGUUUGUUAAACAGGCCGACACGGUGAUGCUGGGCUACCCUCUGGGUCUGGCUAUGCCCCCCAAGGUCAGAAGGAACGACCUGGAGUUCUACGAGGCUGUCACAGACCCCUCGGGACCUGCCAUGACCUGGGGUAUGUUUGCAGUUGGCUGGUUAGAGCUGGGGGAGGUGGAACGGGCACAGAACCUACUGAAGAAGAGCUUCAAAAACAUCCAAGGACCAUUUCAGGUGUGGAGUGAAUCAUCUGAUGGUUCUGGGGCGGUGAACUUUCUCACUGGAAUGGGAGGGUUCCUACAAGCUGUGCUGUUUGGUUACACUGGAUUCAGAGUACAGAAGGAUUGUCUUGCCUUCGCCCCUCUCUUCCCGGAUGACAUCUCCCAGCUGUGUAUUCGGGGCAUCAGUUACCUGGGCAACAAGAUGGACUGGCUGUUUAGGGGACAGGAAGUGCAUAUCAUACUGAGGGAGGGAGCAAAGCAUGCUGGGUCUACCAAGCCUUGUGCUCUUCAAGUUGUCCUCAAGAACUCCGGGACCAAGAUCCCUCUCAUAUCAGGAAAACCAGUAACUUUCCCACGGGAACCCGGAUUGAUUUGUAAAGUGGACGGAGACCUGCGAUACUGGCCUAUGUGAGAAACGGCUCUCCGUCUACUACCUUCCUAGGUGUCACUAUGGCUGUGUUUUCUUUACAGAGAAAGACCAACUAGUGUAAAAACAUCAGGAUCGUUUUGCCUUUGUAAACACAGCAUGAUAAAAGUGUUGUAAAUUGUAUCGUAUUCCCUGUGUAAAUAAUCCAUACCAGAAUUAAAGGAUUACAUUAUUUCCUGUUUCUGUAGGUGGGAGCAGCUUGAUAUCAAUUGAAUGCCUAUGUCUUCAGAAAUUGAUACAUUUUUUAAUGCGUAUGUACUUGUACAUUUACAGACUUUUUAUAUUUUACUUUUUACUUAUGAACUUGGAUCCUACAUCUCAAUGGUAACUAAUAUUGGCUCAAAAUUUUGCAUCUGUCAUUUCUGACCCAGUGUUUGGCUGAUAGAGGACUGGUCUGUCAGUGAAUUCAUCAUUGCAAUACUGUAAAAGGGUGUGUCAUGUUGCCAUAUUGAAAUAAAGAUAUUCAA